This is a messenger RNA of Fusarium graminearum PH-1, 1335 nucleotides long. Its product is annotated as homogentisate 1,2-dioxygenase. Gene Ontology annotation, cellular component: cytoplasm. Lineage: Eukaryota; Fungi; Ascomycota; Sordariomycetes; Hypocreales; Nectriaceae. The record is from RefSeq and is a predicted model, not a curated record. Gene Ontology annotation, molecular function: homogentisate 1,2-dioxygenase activity. The coding region runs from base 1 to 1335 and encodes 444 amino acids. Gene Ontology annotation, biological process: L-phenylalanine catabolic process. The transcript has 3 exons.
AUGAAUUGGAUCUUGUUCAUGCUGAUCGCCAUCGCCACCCAACUAGUUACAAUGCCUGUCACCAAUUUUUCCACGUCUGAGAAGUAUAGCUAUCUGAAUGGCUUCGAUUCAUUCCACGAAUCAGAGGCCAUCAAAGGUGCGCUUCCAAUUGGCGCCAAUUCACCUCAAAAGCCACCGUACGGUCUCUACGCCGAGAAACUCUCCGGCACAGCAUUCACCGCUCCACGCCAUGAGAAUCGUCAAACCUGGCUCUACCGUGUUCUUCCCUCAGCCUCUCACUCGACCUACCAGCGCUUCAGCAAUGCUUCAGAGCCAAUUUUGAAAGCAAAGUUGAACUAUGUUCCCCAGCAGCUGCGAUGGGAUCCGUUUGAUAUCGAUGAACAAGUCGAUUGGGUCACGGGCAUAAAACUUGUUUCCGGUGCAGGUGACCCGACAAUGAAAACAGGUAUUGGAAUUUAUGUCUUUGCUGCUGGUAAAGAUAUGGAUGAGAAAACAGCCAUGUACUCCUCCGACGGCGAGAUGCUAGUUGUCGCACAGCACGGCGUAUUGGACAUCCAGACUGAACUCGGACGCUUGUUGGUUCGCCCUAAUGAAAUCGCAGUUCUUCCUCGUGGAAUCCGCUAUCGAGUUACACUCCCAGAGGGCCCUAUUCGAGGAUACAUCUUGGAGCUAUACCAAGGGCAUUUUCAGUUACCUGAACUUGGACCCAUUGGGUCGAACUGUCUCGCUAAUCCAAGGGACUUCCAGAUCCCUGUGGCAGAUUUCCAGGAGGAUACUACAUCAACGUGGAUCAUCUUGAACAAGUUUAACAAUGAGCUCUUUGUGGCACAGCAGGGACAUACGCCAUUCGAUGUGGUGUCCUGGCACGGGAAUAUCUCUUUCGACCAUCCUGACCCCUCCAUCUACACUGUCCUGACUGGGCCAUCCGAUCGCCCUGGCACGGCAAUUGCGGAUUUUGUGAUCUUCCCACCUCGAUGGCUUGUCCAAGAAGACACCUUUCGACCACCGUGGUACCAUCGCAAUACCAUGUCUGAGUUUAUGGGCUUGAUUUGCGGUCAAUAUGACGCUAAGACAGGUGGUGGCUUUCAACCCGCUGGGGCAAGCCUACACAACGUUAUGACAGCGCAUGGACCUGAUGCCGAUUCAUUUGAAAAGGCGAGCAACUCGGAAUUGAAGCCCAUGAAAGUCGGAGAAGGAAGCAUGGCUUUCAUGUUUGAGAGUAGCUUGAUGUUGGGAAUCACCGACUGGGGACUGGAAACGUGCAAGAAGGUCCAGGCAGACUAUAACAAGCACAGUUGGGAGGAGUUGAAAGUUCAUUUCAAAAUGCCACUUUGA